UAUAGUUCAACUUCAGAAGCAGACAUUCGAAAAGUGAUAACAUUAAAUUAUUUUUGCCUUGUCCGGUGUAAAAGUUUUUGGAGCAAAUCGUUAUCAGCCAUGUUACCGUAGUUUCAAAGUCAAAAUAAAACAAUACCCCAUUACUGCGUGCGACGCACAUCCAACUUCUGAUCUUGUGUGAGGCACGAACCGGUCUUCAACCCUCCGAACAUGGCAGCAUCAAAAUCGGGUCAAACUGGCAAGGGCGAACUGGCGCUGAAUUACGGUGGCUCGACUCUAGACCGAAAGGAGUAUCUGGUGAACAAUGAGUUUAUGUCGGAUGUGGUCUUUCUAGUCGGAUCCAAGCAGAAACGACGGAUUUAUGCGCACAAGUUGUUCCUUAUUGCGGCAUCGGAGUAUUUUUUUGCCAUGUUCAACGGCAACUUUCGUGAAUCCAGCGAAAGCGAAAUAGUGCUUGCGGAUGUGGAACCGGAGAUAUUUCUCGAAAUUUUACGGUUUGUCUACUGUGGAAAGAUCGAAUUAACCUUCGGUAAUAUUCAUGAGAUUUACAUCCACUCGAGGAAGUACAUGCUAACGGAAUUGCUUGCGAUGGCUUCCAACUUUUUGGAACGUAGUAUCAAUCCUGAAAAUGUGUUGAAGAUUUUCACGCAGAACCGGUUCUAUGGUUUCCAGUUUGUCGACGAAGAAUGUUUACAGCUCAUUUGUAAGAAUCCGCUGUAUUACUUUAAUCACGAAGAGUUUGCCCUGAUAGAUCGCGAAUCGCUUAGUCUGAUCUUUAGUUCGAAGAAGAUUAAUUGUACCGACGAUCAGCUGAUGGGGGCGCUAGAUAUUUGGGAGAAGAAUCACGAUUCAGAAAGCGUUGACGAGCUAAAGUCAAUCAUCAAGAAUUCCAAGCGUUCGUACGAUUGUUACAAGCUGCGCCUGUUUGGCACUUCGUCCGGAUCGGAACCAAACGACUUUGGAUUUUCGAUUACCUCGGAGACGAUCGUACAAAUGUUCGGUAUCGGUGUGUUCAUUAAGUCUGCUGCCAAGGUCAUCUCGAUUGAUGUCAAGAUCUGGGAAAACGACAUCGAGGUGCGAUACGAUCAGUUCGAGUACGAGAAUGAUGACUUCGUGACGGUAGAUGUGGCCAAUCUAUUCUUCGAGCAGCUCGAGCUGACCCCACACCAUCGAUACAAGAUUUCGCUUAACAUCACACCAACGAUGGAACCAUUUACCAUACAGAAUCCGAAGAUCCAUCACGAUCGCAUCAAAAUGUCGAUCGCGAACGUCAUGUAUGGUCGCUGUGAUAGCACGUUCUGUGCGAUCGCGCAUUUGCACUGCAAGGAGCGGAUGCCAAAGUUGAAGAAGUGAUCGUAUGUUUUUAAGUAGGCUUCAAAAGUUCAGUAUUGUGCUAGAAGAAUUUUGUUGAUCCUCUUUUUUAUAGUAUGUAGGCGUACUUACGAAUAACAGUCCAGUGUAAAUAAAGAAGGUCUUUGAACGAGAUCGUUCGACGACUAAUGAAUGCUUGGU
Sabethes cyaneus is the source of this 1512-nucleotide messenger RNA. RefSeq names its product BTB/POZ domain-containing protein 1-like. Lineage: Eukaryota; Metazoa; Arthropoda; Insecta; Diptera; Culicidae. Gene Ontology annotation, molecular function: protein binding. Gene Ontology annotation, biological process: neurogenesis. Gene Ontology annotation, cellular component: cytosol. The record is from RefSeq and is a predicted model, not a curated record. The transcript is spliced from 2 exons. The coding region runs from base 211 to 1353 and encodes 380 amino acids.